This is a messenger RNA of Vitis riparia (riverbank grape), 1249 nucleotides long. Its product is annotated as protein ORANGE-LIKE, chloroplastic. The record is from RefSeq and is a predicted model, not a curated record. Bases 85 to 1032 code for a protein of 315 amino acids. NCBI's taxonomy places the organism in Eukaryota, Viridiplantae, Streptophyta, Magnoliopsida, Vitales, Vitaceae. Gene Ontology annotation, cellular component: chloroplast membrane. The transcript has 8 exons.
CAACGGCAACAGCGGCAGCCUCUAUCUAUCUAUUUUUAUUCACAAAGUAGAUGCAGUUUCUUGAAAUAGAAGGAAGUUGGAGAGAUGGCUUCUGUCCUUUUCUUCUCCCAAAUUGCCCCAAUCUCUGCUUGGAAUUCCACUUCUUCCAAAACCCUAAUUUGCAUCACAGCCCCUCAUGGAAACCCUAAACGCCUUUCUCUACACCGAAGGAUUUCACGCUCUCAGAUUAUCUGUGCCUCUGGGAAGGACUUCUCGGGCUCUCUCCCUGAUGGCGACACCAACCCAAGCAACUUCUGCAUUAUAGAAGGACCGGAGACUGUCCAGGACUUUGUUCAGAUGCAGGUUCAGGAAAUUCAAGAUAACAUAAGUAGUCGGCGGAACAAGAUCUUUCUCCUAAUGGAAGAGGUGAGGAGACUACGAGUGCAGCAACGCAUAAAGAGUGUGAAAGUUUUUGAUGAGAAUGGCGAGGAGGAGGCAAAUGAGAUGCCUGACAUGCCAUCAUCUAUUCCUUUUCUCCCUCAUGUGACGAAAAGGACAUUGAAGCAGCUCUAUCUGACAAGCUUUUCAUUUAUAUCUGCAAUUAUCAUGUUUGGGGGUCUUCUUGCACCAACACUGGAGCUGAAAUUGGGUUUAGGAGGUACCUCAUAUGAAGAUUUCAUACGCAGCAUGCAUCUGCCAAUGCAAUUGAGUCAGGUCGAUCCUAUCGUGGCAUCCUUUUCAGGUGGGGCAGUGGGUGUGAUUUCUGCCUUGAUGUUAAUCGAAGCUAACAAUGUUGAGCAACAUGAGAAGAAAAGGUGUAAAUAUUGCAAUGGAAAAGGAUACUUGCCCUGUGCCCGAUGUUCUGCAAGCGGGGUGUGCUUGAGCAUUGAACCCAUUUCAGUGUCCAGCGCAUCUGAUCGCCCUUUGAAAGCACCCGCAACUCGUAGAUGUCCAAACUGUUCAGGGGUUGGAAAGGUAAUGUGCCCUACAUGCCUGUGCACUGGAAUGGUAAUGGCGAGCGAACAUGACCCACGAAUUGAUCCAUUCGACUAAACUUAAAGAGUGGAGCCCUUCAUUAAAGCGAUGUAAUUCUCUUGUUUUUAAGCUCGUGGACAAAUGCGACUAAUCUGGGUUUGACUCCUGAUAAUCAGGGAUAGGAUUAUGAGAAACCUCAGAUGAAAAGAAUUUUCUUUUUUCUCCAUUUCAUAUAAGUUGGUGAAUGCUAAGGGUUUAUCAUUCCUAUUUCAAAUGAACUCAAAAUAAUGCAUCA